Melitaea cinxia (Glanville fritillary) is the source of this 788-nucleotide messenger RNA. Its product is annotated as chorion class B protein PC10-like. The transcript has 2 exons. Gene Ontology annotation, molecular function: structural constituent of egg chorion. NCBI's taxonomy places the organism in Eukaryota, Metazoa, Arthropoda, Insecta, Lepidoptera, Nymphalidae. The record is from RefSeq and is a predicted model, not a curated record. Gene Ontology annotation, cellular component: egg chorion. Gene Ontology annotation, biological process: multicellular organism development; chorion-containing eggshell formation. The coding region runs from base 32 to 658 and encodes 208 amino acids.
UAUUGUACAAGUUUGUGCUUAAACAGUAAACAUGUUCAAGGCUGUAGUUUCCGUCUGCGCUCUGGCGCUCAUGAUCCAGUCCGGCGCUGGUGCGUGCCUGGGAGCUGGAUUAGCUGCGCCUUACGGUCUGGCCGGUUCUUACGGAGCAUUCGGAGCUAGGGGUGGGCUUGGUUUAUACGGAGCUAACGAUGGUUUUGGUGCUUGCGGUGCUUACGGCGCCAUUGACGGUUUCGGUGCUUACGGUGCUUUUGAAGGAACUGGCCCUUACGGAGCGUACGGACCUCGUGCCUUAGCUGCUUCCAAUGGCGAAGGUCUGGCUGUAUCAAGCGCUUCCGCUUACCCAGCCGGAGUAUCCGUUUUAUCCGAAAACGCCAUUGAAGGACCUCUUGCAGUCACCGGCGCUCUGCCGUUCUUGGGAACCGUGGCUCUAGAAGGAGCUCUGCCAACUGCCGGUUCUGGUGCUGUAAACUACGGCUGCGGCAAUGGAGCCGUCGCCAUAUUGGCUGAGGACCUCGCCCCCGCUGGCAUCUCUGGCCCACGCGGCUACGGCAUUGGUGCCUGGGGUGCCGAGGGUUUGGGCUACGGUUCUUACGGCUAUGGAAUAAAUGGCCUUGCUGGACCCUUCCGUUCCGGAUGUGGAUGUGGUGCUGCUAACUAAAAACUGGCUCUGGAUUCAUAAAAACCAUGAUUGUAUAUGUUUGAAAACAAUAUGACGACAUCCUUUUAAAAUUAGUUUACGUCUUGGAAAUUUCAACAGAUACGAAUAAAUAAAAUCCAAAUUACAUUUA